UUCAACUUCCCCUUUCUUCUCCAAUUUUCAGUUUUGUUUGUUCAGUUGUAUGGCGGUGCUUCAAGCUAUGGUGAAGCGCUGUCGAAAUCGAUCAUGUUUUUCGAAGGCCAGCGAUCUGGGUUCCUCCCAAAGGACCAGCGGUUGAACUGGCGUGGGAAUUCGGGACUCGGAGACGGUUCCGCUGACAAUGUGGACCUCAUCGGCGGUUACUAUGACGCCGGAGACAAUGUGAAGUUCGGUUUUCCAAUGGCCUUUACAACCACGAUGCUAGCGUGGAGUGUGAUAGAGUUCGGAGAGAUGAUGCCACCGGCAGAGUUGAGGAAUGCGUUGGUGGCGAUACACUGGGGAACGGAUUAUUUGCUGAAAACGGUGGCGGAACCUGAUCGGAUUUAUGUGCAGGUUGGUGAUCCUGUAAAAGACCAUAACUGUUGGGAGAGGCCAGAAGACAUGGACACGGAUCGGACGGUGUACAGAGUGGAUGCACCAAACCCUGCGUCAGAUGUGGCAGGAGAGACUGCGGCGGCUCUAGCAGCCGCAUCCAUGGCAUUCCGCUCUUCUGAUCCUGGCUACUCACAGACCAUCCUAACAACUGCCAUCAAAGUCUUCGAGUUUGCUGAUACUUAUAGAGGGGCUUAUAGCGAUAACACCGAUAUUAGAAGCGGUGCUUGCCCCUUUUACUGUGAUUAUGAUGGAUAUCAGGAUGAAUUGUUAUGGGGAGCGGCAUGGUUAGCAAGGGCGUCUGACGAUGUAAAGUAUAUGAGUUACAUAGAAAACAAUGCUAAACCACUUGGUGCUGAUGAGAAUAUUUAUGAGUUUGGAUGGGAAAACAAGCAUGCUGGUCUUAAUGUUCUUGUUUCCAAGCAAGUGUUGGAAGGGAAUGUGUACGCGUUGGAGUCGUACAAAGCAUCGGCAGAAAGCUUCAUAUGCACAUUAUUACCAGACUCAUCUUCAUGGCACAUUGAAUAUUCCCCAGGGGGUCUAAUCUACCGUCCAGGUGGAAGCAAUUUACAACAUUCAACCGCCAUCACAUUCCUCAUGCUAGUUUAUGCAAACUACUUAGAGGCAUCCUCAAGCUCAGUGAAUUGCGGUAACAUAAGUGUGGGACCCGCCUACCUUCGCGGAUUGGCUAAGUACCAAGUGGAUUAUAUCCUAGGGGAAAACCCUAAGGGAAUGUCUUAUAUGGUAGGGUAUGGCAACAACUACCCGCAACGGAUUCAUCAUCGAGGCUCCUCUCUACCAUCGGUCUGGAACCAUCCCAAACCCAUUCAAUGUAAAGAGGGAACUAUUUAUUUUAACUCAUCCGACCCUAAUCCAAAUGUUUUGAUUGGUGCCAUUGUUGGUGGGCCCCAGGAGGAUGACGAGUAUGGCGAUGAUCGAGCUGAUUCCAGAAAAUCCGAGCCUACAACCUACAUUAACGCACCAUUUGUUGGCGUCUUAGCAUUCUUCAAUGCCAACCCUAGUCUAACCCAAGUUAGCACGCCAAAAUAAUAGAAAGGAUCGAUCAACCAAGCAUAUGCUAGCUAGCUACGGAAUUGAAGUCUCUCGUCUUGUGCUAAGCCGAACAAGAGGGAAGAGAUAGAUCGAUCAACCAAGCUUUGUGUCUUUUUUUAUUUUUAUUUAUAUAUCAUUAUUAUUAUGUUAGUCAAUUUUAAUGAUGUUUAAGGUACGCAUAAUUGAGUUUUUUUUCCGUAAUGAUGUUGAUGGAAAAAGUAAUU
Molecule: messenger RNA, 1715 nt
Organism: Helianthus annuus (common sunflower)
Lineage: Eukaryota; Viridiplantae; Streptophyta; Magnoliopsida; Asterales; Asteraceae
Product: endoglucanase 24
Exons: 4
Coding region: 94-1488 (464 amino acids)
Biological process (GO): carbohydrate metabolic process
Molecular function (GO): hydrolase activity, hydrolyzing O-glycosyl compounds
Source: RefSeq, a predicted model, not a curated record